This is a messenger RNA of Drosophila busckii, 932 nucleotides long. RefSeq names its product chymotrypsin-1. NCBI's taxonomy places the organism in Eukaryota, Metazoa, Arthropoda, Insecta, Diptera, Drosophilidae. Gene Ontology annotation, biological process: proteolysis. The record is from RefSeq and is a predicted model, not a curated record. The transcript has a single exon. The coding region runs from base 18 to 884 and encodes 288 amino acids. Gene Ontology annotation, molecular function: serine-type endopeptidase activity.
CAGAUUGAAGCUUCAACAUGUGGGUGCUGCGCUUGAGUUUUGUGGCAGUUUUGCUGCUGCUGCUGCUUAAUUUAACAAAUGCCAAACGUUUAGCGAAGCCCAGUGCUGAGAAGUUGGAGCAGCUGGCCAGGAUACACAAACUAUAUGGCAAUCGUGUGGUGAACGGCAUGGACGCAGAGCCGGGCCAGGCGCCCUAUCAAGUGUCGAUGCAGGGCAUGUUUGGUGAUCAUAUGUGUGGUGGCGCUAUAAUUGGCGAUAAAUGGGUGCUGACUGCAGCGCAUUGUGUGUAUGGAUACAAUCCUCCCUAUUUACGCAUCAUUACGGGCACGCUGGAGUGGGCUAAGCGUGCGGCUAUUUACUUUGUGGAGGAGUAUUGGGUACACUGCAACUAUAACUCACCAGAUUAUAACAACGAUAUAGCGUUAAUAAUGCUGAACGAUACAAUUAAAUUUAAUGAGUACACUCAGCCCAUUGCCUUGCCGGAUGAGCCUUUGGUCAAUGGCAGCAAGUUGCUGCUAACCGGCUGGGGCUCCACCUCUUAUGGCGGUGAGACGCCCGAUCAGCUGCAACAGGCAUCGCUUACAUACGUUGACUAUCAAACUUGUCAGGAAAUAAUGGAAGGUGAUGAAAGCAAUGGAGUUGGACACAUCUGCACGCUGACGGAUGAAGGACAAGGCGCAUGUCAUGGCGAUUCUGGCGGUCCAGUGGCGGCCAAUGGCUAUUUGUACGGACUGGUCAAUUGGGGUUAUCCUUGCGCCAUUGGCUAUCCAGACAGCUAUGCUAGUGUAUACUUCUAUCGCGAUUGGAUACGACGUACUAUGGCUCAGGAUGAUAAUAGCUGCAAGAGCUGUCACUGCUAUGCCAGCAAUUAUCCUUGGGCGUAAAAAACGAAAUAAAUAUUUAAAAUAAAAUUAGAACAUUGUUGAAAUUUA